Molecule: messenger RNA, 714 nt
Organism: Parnassius mnemosyne (clouded apollo)
Lineage: Eukaryota; Metazoa; Arthropoda; Insecta; Lepidoptera; Papilionidae
Source: the annotation of a GenBank genome assembly
AUGGCCGACAACUGUGUAUUUUUCCCCCGUAAAUUGCUCAAGAAAUUCAUUACUUUGUAUAGAGAACUACCUUGCUUAUGGGAUCGAAAAUCCGUUGCGUACAAACACAAACAGAAGCGACAUGAAGCGAUAUCUAAAUUAACAGAAUUAGUGCAAGAAUUCGACCCAAGUGCAACUAGAGUGCAUGUUCUGCGUAAAAUAGAGAGUAUAAGAGCAUGCGUGCGCAGAGAAUACAAGCGAGUACAGGACAGCCGACGUAAAAAAGCUACCAAUCCGGACGAGAUAUUAUACAAACCGCAUCUUUGGUAUUACGACUUGUUAUCGUUUCUGUUCGAAGCCGGUUUGCCGCACAGCGAACAAAAUGAGGAAGUAGAAGGCAGCACCAACGACAACGCGGAAGAAGAGGAGCCCGCAUUUGAACAAUCAAUGGACACAUUCAGUGGCAAUAUGACAGGUGCACCAGAAAGCUUUACUAUGCCCAAAAUGUUCGAUGAAGAUCCACACAAAACCGAGAAACGACAUUGUACCGAGAUUGAAGAUGAAUACGACGCGAUCGGUAUCAACGUGGCAGCAAAACUGAGGAGUCUUCCAUCAAACAUGAGGAUAGUGGCAGAGAAACUAAUAAAUGACGUGUUAUACCAAGCUCAAAUGAAUGGCCUGAAUUCUUCUUCAGUGAUAAUUACAACGGAUCCUUUUAAACAAGUCGUAAUAUAA